AUGAUGGCGAUUUCUCGUCGCGAAAAGUGUACCGUUUCCGUAGUGGGAACUGUAACAGAGGAGAAAAGAGUUGUUCUCACUAAUUUCGCUGAUGAACCUGAUGGGCGGAAACCGGUGGACUUUGACACGAAACUUCUGGCGGAACGAGAAAAGAAGGUGUUUCAUUUGAACUCGAAGCCGAUGCCUUUGAGACAGCUCGAGCUCCCCGCAGGUCUUACUGUCCGACAGGCUCUAGAAAUGGUGCUUCGACUGCCAUCUGUAGCGAGUAAAAGAUAUCUGACAUGUAAGGUGGAUCGCUCAGUGACAGGUCUGGUAGCUCGCCAACAGUGCGUCGGACCACUUCAUACCCCUCUGGCUGACGUGGCCGUCGUGGCACUUUCCUAUUUCGAUAAGGUACGUGAGCUUACAGUUAAGUAA
Molecule: messenger RNA, 417 nt
Organism: Cooperia oncophora
Lineage: Eukaryota; Metazoa; Nematoda; Chromadorea; Rhabditida; Trichostrongylidae
Source: the annotation of a GenBank genome assembly